Hemicordylus capensis (graceful crag lizard) is the source of this 4997-nucleotide messenger RNA. It is a transcript of the gene PHF20, whose product is annotated as PHD finger protein 20. NCBI's taxonomy places the organism in Eukaryota, Metazoa, Chordata, Lepidosauria, Squamata, Cordylidae. Gene Ontology annotation, cellular component: MLL1 complex; NSL complex. The record is from RefSeq and is a predicted model, not a curated record. The transcript has 18 exons. The coding region runs from base 248 to 3277 and encodes 1009 amino acids. Gene Ontology annotation, biological process: regulation of transcription by RNA polymerase II.
UGCCCUGCCGGUCGAAGGCACGCCCCCUCAGCUUCGCCCCGCCCACUAGGGGACCCCCCCCCCGCCUCGCGGCAAGCAGGCGGGCGGGCUAGCGGCACCGCAGUCGUGGCGGCCAUUUUGUGGCGCUGCUCAGUCGGUGGCGUUGGGCAGGUCUCGGCGAGUGGAGCCCGAGUGAAGCAUUAGCCCCUCGCUCGUGCCUCUUCCCGGGCGAAGCCCUCGGGCAAUAAAGGCAGCGGCUUAUAACAAAAUGAGAAAACAUCCACCAAACAGAAGAGGUAUCAGCUUUGAAGUGGGAGCCCAGUUGGAAGCCCGAGACAGAUUAAAAAACUGGUAUCCAGCUCACAUUGAAGAAAUUGAUUAUGAAGAAGGAAAAGUGCUCAUCCAUUUUAAACGCUGGAAUCAUCGCUAUGAUGAAUGGUUUUGCUGGGAUAGUCCUUAUUUGCGUCCUCUAGAGAAAAUACAGUUAAGGAAGGAAGGAUUGCACGAGGAAGAAGGGUCUUCUGAAUUUCAUAUAAAUGACCAGGUGUUGGCGUGCUGGUCAGAUUGUCGUUUUUAUCCAGCCAAAGUUACUUCCAUAAACAAGGAUGGUACUUACACUGUGAAAUUUUAUGAUGGUGUAGUUCAGACAGUCAAGAAUAUACAUGUCAAAGCUUUUUCCAAAGAUCAGUCUAUAGUAAAUAAUCCAAGACCUAAAGAGAGAGGUAAUGAAAUCCCCUCAUCUCCUGAAAGAUGGGAAAAGUUUAAAGAACAGAGGAAAGCAACUGAGAAUAGUAAGAAAGACAAGGAUGAAAAGGCAUUAAAGAUUGAACGAAGGCCUAAAUCAGAUAAAGAAGGAAAACUAAUUGUCCCUUCAGAAAAAGGCAAAGUAUCUGAAAAACCUCUACCUAAGAAUGGGAAAGAAGACAAAGAGAAUAUAUCAGAGAAUGAUAGGGAAUUCUCAAUAGAUACCCAGAUUGAAAAGAAACCUGAAAAUGACAAUGUGAAGAUACCUCCAGAAAUCCACAAAGAAACAAAAAGACGCCGUGGUAGACCUCCUGUAGUACCUCCAACAGAACAAGUCUCUCAAACAUUGCAGCCGAUAACUUUAGAAUUAAGAAGGCGGAAAAUACCGAAAGGAGGAGAGGUUCCUUCAAAACGUCCCCGGCUCCAGAAGAACAUGUCACAAGAAAAGUUGAAAAACUCAGUGGACAAUGACAAAGAUUCCUUAAAGAGACGAUCGAGACAUUCUACCAGUAGCAGUCACGAGACUUUAGAUACGGACAUUGUCACACCACUGCUAGAUGAAAUUGGAUCUUUAAAAGAGCCAGAAUCCAGCCCAAAAGAAAUCAGUGAAGGUCCAUUGGAAGCAUGUGUUGAGUCUGACCAAAAUAUUAUUGAAGAGUUGCCUCCAUCUUCAGGAGAAGUAUCUCAGUCUUCAGUAGAUGAAGGCAAAUUAAAGGAAGAGAACAUAGUAGAGCCUUCCUCUACAUCUGAAUCACAAGAGACGUUAGAGACAUCUGCUACAGUAACCAAUGUUUCCAAGAGAACUGAUGAUGUUGCUGCUUCAAAACCUGCAAUUGACCAUGAACCCAAGUUCAGAUGUAAGUUCUUGGAUUGUUCAAAAUCCUUUCGGAAAGCCAAAUUGCUACAUUAUCAUAUGAAGUAUUUCCAUGGAAUUGAGAAGUCACCAGAACCACAACAGAGUCCAGCAACAAGAAAUAUUCAAACAAGAGGUUCUUUAGCUUCUGAGAAGGCCAGUCAGGAAAGUUCUAACAGACGGCGGACUACAUCUGGUUGCUUAUCUACUAAAGAAAAGGAGAAGAACAAAGAGAAGAAACCCAGAGAUGUUGUAAGAUCAAAAUCGAAGAAGAAAAAGAAGAAGAAAAAGAAAUCAAAAUCAGAACUUUCAGGGAGUGAAGAAAACAUUGAAUUUUCCCAAGGCCUGUCCCCUCCAAGAUCUAUUAUCACAACAAGAUAUAGUUCAGCAAAUCGAUCUUGUGCACAUUUAAGCACACAACUGCAUGGCUCCGAUUCUGGAAACCGUAAACAUAAAUCAAAAAUAAAUGAGGAUGAUACCUUGAGUGAGUCGUCUGCAGAUAGUUUGCUUUGGAGCGAUGAUGACUGCAGUCAGGACAUUGAUGUUACAACCAAUCCUGAUGAGGAUCUUGAAGAUGAUGAUAAUGAUUUUGAAAUUGUCCGGUGCAUUUGUGAAGUGGAGGAAGAAAAUGACUUUAUGAUUCAGUGUGAAGAAUGUCUCUGUUGGCAGCAUGGAGUCUGUAUGGGCUUAUUAGAAGAUAAUGUACCUGAGAAAUAUAGCUGCUAUAUCUGUCAGGAUCCUCCAGGUACAAAGAUUUCUAAGGUUGCAGAGUCUUCUAAUAGUAAGCGGUCCAGCUUGAAGUACUGGUAUGAGAAGGAGUGGCUAUGUAGUGGUCACAUGCAUGGCUUAGGGUUUUUGGGAGAAAAUUAUUCCCACCAGAAUGCUAAGAAAAUAGUAGCGACACACCAGCUUCUUGGCGAUGUACAGAAAGUGAUAGAAGUACUCCAUGGACUUCAGUUGAAGAUGAGCAUUUUACAAAGCAAAGAACAUCCUGACUUGAAGCUCUGGUGUCAGCCUUGGAAGCAUCUAGAAGUAGAUGAAAAAUCUCAUACCACACGCCUCAUUCACAUUGAAGAAAACUGCUGCAAAGAGGAGACUACAAGUUACAGAACUUUUAAUGGAACCAUUGAGAAAUCUUCAACCAUUCCUUCUGUAGAGGAAUCUUAUAUCACUAGUGAACAUUGUUACCAAAAACCUCGAGCCUACUAUCCUGCUAUAGAACAGAGACUUGUUGUAGAAACCCGAAAUUCAGACAUAGAUGAUGGUGUCAACAGAAUACGAGAAAAUGGAGAUGAUACUAUAGUGGAAAGAUUAGGAUGGGAGCUGGAUAGAGAAAUAUGCAAGUUGGAAAAUGAGUCAAAACGUAACUAUGCUAAGAUAAGAGAAGGUAUAUCUAAGAAAGUCACAUCGGAAGAAGCUAUUGAAGUGAAGCUAUUAGAGAAAGAUGAAGGCGUUAUGAAUUCUCAACUGCAGUGGCAGCUUAACCUUUUAGCCCAUGUUGAGUCUCUGCAAGAUGAAGUAACUCAUAGGAUGGAUUUAAUUGAAAAGGAGCUAGAUGUGUUGGAGAGCUGGUUGGAUUAUACUGGAGAGCUGGAACCACCAGAACCGCUAGCUAGACUCCCACAACUCAAACACUGUAUAAAACAACUUCUCACGGACUUGGGCAAAGUGCAACAAAUAGCACUUUGCUGUUCAACAUGAUACUGGAGAGUUCUACAAGAUGGGUGGAGCAUAUCACAGGAAGAACACUUUCUGUUUAAGUGGAAUAAGCAUGCGUGUUGCAUGUGAUGCAGAACUGACUUCAGGGAAUUGUUUAGAGACAAGUGUUACUCUUAAAAGUGAUGAGGUUGCCCUUCUCUUUUGUUUAUUUGGCUUUUGCUAGGCAUUUUUAACAUGGAAAGGGACGUAUUCUUGUCUUCAAGGCUAGCAGCAGACUGGCAAUAGACUUUCACUCCUUGUAUCAAGUUGUUGAAUUAAACAUUAAAGUUCUUUGUAUACAUACACUGACAAAAUUGUGCCACUGGAGAACAAAGUUCUAAGAGCCAAAAAUUAUUAGCUGACCAAGGCUGUAAAUUACAUUCGGCAUAGUUUAUUUAAGUGACUAGUGCACCAGAUCGAGUCAUAGUUUAUUCUACUGGUUUAUGCAUAACCACAGUAUUUAAUCAAUAGAAUUAUUUUGAAGCCUAGCAAGUAUGAAUGUCUAAUUUUAUUGUAAACUGUUACAAAAGGUUUGCAGAUAAUGACCUGAAACUUGUCUACCAUUUUAAAUAGAUGUAGUAUAAGGUCACAAUUUGGUUGCACUUCUUUUCCUAGUAAAUGAUUGUUUUCCAUAUUUAUCAUGUCAUUUUAGCAUGACUUCUGUGGUACUGGGAGAACCCCAUUUGUUGUACUUCUGUGCAUUCUUAAGUUUCUAAGUCUGUCCAUACUGUGCCUCCCAUGGCCUAGUGCUGACAAGACACCCUCAUGGCAGGGUACAGAAUGGUCUGCGAUACAAAUGGCAUACUGCAAAUUCACCAUGGUCUAUGAUAGACACAGCGUAGUUUUCUACCCAACUGUUAAUAAUUACCAUUCCGGUUAUAGUUUGAAAUGUAGUCUUUCAAUAUUUUAAACUUUCUCAUUGUAGAGACUUGUAAAUGUGUGGUUUUGGGAAUCAGUUUAUUUUAUAUUUGUGUAAAUGAAGCCUCAAGAUCUAUGCAUGAGGUACUAUCCCCAAAAGUAAUGGGGCAUUAUGUUAAACAGUAUGUUUUCAAAAUCCCUUUUUGUAUUUUUAUUUUUAGUUUCUUUAUUUGUAUUAUUUGUAAGAUCAAAGUGAAAAUGCUGCUUAAGUUGAAGCUACAUUAUAUUACCUUUUGGAAACAUGGUUGUAUUGUAAGUAUUUGAUAUGUUAAACUCUUUGCCUGCAGAUCAUAUUUCCAUAACUAAUUUUUACUUUGUGUUAGACAACAUCUGGGACAAAAGGUUCCUUUGAGGUAGACAGGAAUGGGCUAUUCUUGCAUUGAGAGUAUUCUGAAUAAGUUAAAUUUCUAUUACCUUGAUAUCAGAAUUCUGUUUGACACCACCAGAGUUUAACAGUAAAGCACAUUUGUGAGUUGAAGGCCUGUUAAAGUGUACAAAUUGAUAAUUAUGGAUAUAAAACUAAUGUUAAUAUGCUGCAAAUUUGAUUAUGUAAACUUCAGUUAGCCAGUGUUGUCAUAGGAUUAACCAUGGCUACAGUUAACAUUUUGACCAGCUUAUCUCUCUCAGAAAGAAUAACUACACUAUUCGGAGUUGAAACAAAGGCUUUUGUGCCAAGACUAAUUUCAGGGAAUAAUUUGUCUCCAAUUUAUUGGCACUUACUGUUUUUGAGUGUAACAUCUGUACAGCAGAUAAACUUAUUUUGCUGUAAUAAUUGGAAUAAAGCUGAUGUGAUCAUUGUAAAUGA